Molecule: messenger RNA, 1710 nt
Organism: Paracoccidioides brasiliensis Pb18
Exons: 1
Coding region: 1-1710 (569 amino acids)
Biological process (GO): transcription initiation at RNA polymerase I promoter; nucleolar large rRNA transcription by RNA polymerase I
Cellular component (GO): RNA polymerase I upstream activating factor complex
Molecular function (GO): rDNA binding; RNA polymerase I general transcription initiation factor activity
Source: RefSeq, a predicted model, not a curated record
AUGGGCAGUUCAACCAGUGUCUACGACCUGGACGAAGAAAAUGACUCGUCCGAUAAUGACUACUUUGAGCAUGAGGUUUCUCCCACUGGAUUUACUGCAUCGUCGCCUCCACUACAGAAACCUAAUCUUGCGUCCAGCCCGGGGUUGAAAAGUCCCCCCAAAACUCAUUCGAAUCGUUCUUCGACCAAACGCUUACAGUCGCGGGCAAACGGCUUUCAAGCUGUUAGGAAGCUCCAUACGGAAAAGUAUGCCAAGCUCUUCAAUAAGGUUGUAAACGGCACGUUUGAUGGAAGCGCAGAAGCGAAUAAGCCAGUAUGUGCCCCAUCACAAAUCGGGGUGGUUACCUGGAGCUCCCAAGAAAAGGAGACAUUAUUCAACGCCCUUGAAAAGAAGGGCAAAAAUGGAAUACGGGAAAUAGCUUCACAUUUUGAAUCAAAAACUGUCAUGGAAACACAGGCUUAUCUCGAGACCUUACAUGAAGCUCUAGAGCGUCAACAACUCAUGGAACGUUUUAGCAAGAACCAUAUUCUCUCAGAUGUGCCCGCUGCGGCAGAAAUUAGCGAGGAGUGCUGCCAGGCUUUGGAAGAAAAUGCACUGGCAUUGUCUCGACUCGACGAGAAAGGUGAAAAUACUGUCGGGAGGCAGAAAUACGGGGAUAUGUGGCUUGUUGACCGCCAUGUCGCAGCGCUGGUUGAGGAUCGAUUAGAUGCGGCAAGGGACGGAUCAGGCGAUGAUGUUGAUGAUGUUGCUAACACCCUACACCCACCACCAAGCAUACUUGCCACCGCACAUCUGCUCAAUGUGGGGAACUGGAUUCUGCUUUCAGAACGAAUAUUCAUGAAUUCUGGUAAAAGUCAAAUCGAGGAUAAUUGGUACAAUCUCAGAGUGGACAAAGAAACCCCAUCCUUGACUUGCGAAGCAUUUGCCGACUUCUAUGCUCUAGCUAUCAGUAUCACACGCCGCUUGAUACAAUCUUCCAUCUUUUUUUCAAUGUCACGCAUACGGGCCCUCGAACGUGGUGGUUACCAACGCGGAAAGCUGGUGAGACGGGCGGAUGUAGGAGCAGCAUUGGACGUGUUGAAAAUGAGCCACAAUUCCCGACAAUUUUGGAUGGGUGCGGCACGACGUCAUAAUUUGAACGUUGAGGACAUACGGCAUCGCAAAGGUUUUAAGCCGACUCCCCUUACCUAUGACGAGGUUGAGGAAGAACUAUACCUUGAAGACCCGAGAUCAAGGACAUCCCGUAGCAGCAGCGUUGCCCAAUCAGUGGCUGUUUCCGAAAACAACUCUAUCUCAGAUGCUGGUGGGCUUCCUGAUGAUGCUUCCUCCGCGUCCGCAGCAUCAACCCACCAUUCAUCAAACAUUUCCACAUCCGAUGAUGAAGAGCAUCUAUCUGAUCCGGAAGAAAUGCACGCUGCAGCCUUGGAUAGAGAAUACAGUCGUGGUGAAGAACUCCGACUCUGGAGGGAAAUCAGCCUGUCUCCCCCACGAUCCCUCUUCCCUGAGCAUGAAGAUCCUGAUAUAGGUAUGGAGAAAGACACCAAAUCAACUCCUCCCAGACCAUCCGGGAAUCGGAAAAGGAAACAAGACCUGAUAGACUGGCGAGAUCGUGUUUUGUAUCGGAGCGAAUGGGAAGAAUACGGUCCGGACAUAGCCUUUGUUGAUGAUGAAUUGUCCGAGAAUCGAAAAAAGAAGCGGAGGAUUGGAUAG